AUGCUGACCUCACGUCUGGCUAUUGGUUGCCAUAAAAGCUUUAAAAACAAUAAGAAACUCAAUCAACAUCUCAUAGACAUUCAUAAGCCGUUUCCGUGUGAUUAUCCCGAUUGUCAACAAGUCUUCCAAUACUCCAGUGCCGACUACUGGGACAACAGAUCUACGAGACCCGAGGCUACCGAUCGAAACGCUAGUCAUUCAAAUACAUUCCAAAUGCCGGAUAAACAGCCGGCGCUCGCCAUUUCCCACAUCCAUACCGUUCAUAAAACCACACCAUUAACUGCUUGUAUACCUGUGCUCAACGAAACAUCGACUACUAUUCCCGAAAAUACUAGUUUUCGCGGGAAACGAAAUGCUAAUCACUCGCCUACUACUGUACAAAGUUCACCGAAACGUAUAAAAUUAAGGGAAAGCAAAGAACUACCGGUACCGGCAACUCAUAUAAUGGAUACUAUCACCUGUAGUUCCGAUAGUGACUCUGAUAUCGAAAUCAUAGCUGUCCUCCCGGGGCCUAACAACCCUUCGGCCACCAAAUCAAUUGGCAACACUUUCAACAACGAUUCAAAUAUCGAUGACAUUGAGAUCUUAGACAUAGACAUAUCCCCGCCUGAAGUGGUUGACAAUAACGAUACAAAGCCUACCAAACAAUUGAUAACUGAAACACCAGUGCCUGACCCUACACAUAAUACUCAAGAUAAUUGUGUGCCGACCAAAUCAGAAGUGAUUUACCUCCCAGUCCCUCCCAUGGCUACUAUUCUUGAUUUUUCAAACAAUAGCAUUAAAAAUGAGAGUCCAAUCAAUAUAGCGAUUGACGAGUCUAUGGAUGACGUUCCGGAGUCACCCGUUUGUGUGUCUCGCGCCGACAGCUUUUCAUCAGUAGCCAGAAGUUCCGAUAACGAUGUCUUGAGCGAUGACGACGACUCGGAACAGUCGAGUGACGUGUCCGACGAAACCAGACAGUUAUGUCAGAGAUAUGAUAAUCUACUGCGACGGGUGUCCAACAUGUUGAGGACGAAUACCAGUGCUGAUAAUGGUGAAAACCCCGAUAUCAACGGAUCUAUAGACCACUCUGUGUCUGAUAGUCAUUGUCCAUCAGUUGAUAAUCCAUAUAAACAGAUAACUGGUCCUCCAGAAGCUAACACACUGGCAACUGAUGUCACGAAUAAAAUAAUUGGUUGCGGCAGAAGCUUCAAAGGAAAGCAUUUUCUUAAGAAACACCAAAUCACUGAACAUUCGGCGGAAAUACAGUCUAAAUGUAAUCAUAGCGCCGACAGCGCCUCAAAGGCCAGCACUUCUCAAAACCGGCCCACUCCUGACGUAGCCGUGGCUUACGAUAGUGUGUUGUCUGUAGUAAGAGAUCCCAGACUAUUGAAAAGAAUGUUAAGCCGUCCAGAGGCCAGGGUCUCAAAUACCACUGAUUGCCGUAACGAUGUCUGCUAUACCAAUGAUAAUAUGGAUGUCGAUUGCGAUGUAAUCAGUGAUACAAAACGUACACCAAUUGAGACAUCGUUGCCAAUAGUGGCCACUAGUCAGCCACUGACCGCCGAUUUAAUGGCCAACACUUGCAACAAUGAAUCAAAUGCUUCUCAAGAAGUGAUUGCCACUGAAUUGAACACUACUACAGAUAAUACUAAAUCAACUGACAAUCAAUCGGUGAUAGCAGUCGAUGGUAGACUUGAACAGAUGGUAGUUGAAGGCAUUCCCCUAUCAUCCACUUCAAGUCAAGGGGAUUGUAAUGUGUUUGAUCAGUCAUUUUCUACAAUCUCAAGCAUAUCCAACACAUCAGUUGCUAAUACAGACAUUAAUGAAAUCUCAUCAAAUAUUACCGAUAUAUCGGACAAAUCGUUGCCAUCACUGGAUGACAGACUUCAGCAGAUGAUAGCUGAAGGCCUUCCCCUUCCGUCCACUUCAAGCCUAGAUCUCUGUUCAGACAUUAAUCUCAGUGACACAAAUGUUAGUCAAGCAGUGAUUGCUAUUAAUACUCAACUCAACCCCACAACACAUACAGACAUACAAUCGACGACAACAGCACCUCAUGAUAGUGAUGAAGAAGUGACUGACCAGUCAUUGUCACUCAUUUCAAAUAGUAGUGAUGUAGUGCCCGACCAUUCAGUGGACAGGAAUCCUUCGCCCAGUACUUCAGUUGAUAACAAAAGUCCACCAAAAGCUAAGUCUAACAAAGAAAAACCGAGACUUAUUGCCUUCUCUGGGUGUAUGCGGUCUGACGGCUACCUGUGUUCCGAUUCCGAUGACGACAGACCAGAAUUGGAGUCAUUCGACGGUUUAAUGCAUUAUAUGUCCAGUCGUUUAGUGACCAAUACUAGGAGUCCAUCACCAGUUAUACCACCAGUGAGUGAUACCACGAGUGCUUCACCGGUCAGUAGGCGUUCCUUGAGUGAUGGCGAGUGGUCUGAUAAAGACAAUAGAGAUUGCGAUAAACUUAUGGCUAGCUUAGACUGCGAUGUAAACAAUUGUGACAAACAGUUUGACAAUAGAUUGCGAUUAAAUGAACACAAAUUUAUCGCACAUAAGAUACUCGAGCCAUACGUUUGCGGUCAACAAGACUGCGGCAAACGGUUUGAGCGAUCAUUUGAUUACGUGAGACAUAGACGCAGCCAACACUUAGAGCACAUCCCCUACCGGUGCGAGUAUACCGGUUGCGGGAAUUGGUUUGCGCACCGGUCGGCCCUAAAAUACCACAUAAAGGCUGACCACAUGAGAGCCCUACCAUUUUGUUGCGAUUACGACACGUGCGACGAAGCCUUUAAGUGCGAAACCCAUUUAUAUCGACACAUACGCGACAAUCAUAUAACGUAUUAUCCGUUUGAAUGCGAUGACAGACGUUGUGUCCGCACUUUCAUCAGUGAAUUACUACUAAAUCAACAUAAGCUUAAAGUACACGCCGUUCCCUAUCCCUAUGUUUGCGAUUAUAAGGACUGUAGUGAGAGGUUUGCCGUAAAGGAACAACCACAUACCGUAGAGUUUACCGCAUCUAUUAUAAUCGCAUCCAUAAGGAUUGGUAGCCGAAUGGACGGUCAGGUUAUGUAG
Messenger RNA from Oppiella nova, 3048 nucleotides. Lineage: Eukaryota; Metazoa; Arthropoda; Arachnida; Sarcoptiformes; Oppiidae. The record is from the annotation of a GenBank genome assembly.